AUGCGGCGGGGCCGGGCCGCUGCCGCCCUGCUGCUGCUGCUGCUGCCGCUCCUGGCGGGUGCCCUGCCCGGGCCGGCGGCCCCGCCGGCUCCCACCGAGGAGUGCGGACGACGGCCGCUCUUAGACAGCGCCUCAGGAUCCCGGGUUGUAGGUGGCCGCGACGCUCAAAGCGGAGCGUGGCCGUGGGCGGUCAGCCUCCAGAUUCGCCACGCCGGCGUACAAUUCGCACACGUUUGUGGGGGAGUCUUAGUUAAUGAGAAGUCAGUACUCACGGCGGGCCACUGCGUUACGGGAAGGAAGGACCCAUAUUCCUGGAGAGCUGUUCUGGGUGUGCAUAACCUUCGGAAACAUGGCGAACACGCAGCAAAAAGAACUAUCAGAAGCAUCGCUGUGCACCCGGAAUUCCAGAGAGAAACAUUUGAGAAUGAUAUUGCGUUAUUUGAACUUAAUUCCGCAGUACGCUACAGUGACUACAUUCAGCCCAUCUGCCUACCUCCUGCACACCUUCACCCGCACCUCGACAAUGCAACAGAAUGCUUUAUUAGUGGUUGGGGGCGUACAGCUGAAAAAGGUAAAACUUCGGCUGUGUUAAAAGAGGCACGAGUGGAAAUCAUUCCUUCUAGCGUCUGCAACAGCUCUGAUGCAUACGGAGGUCUGGUUAACCACAACAUGAUUUGUGCUGGCUCCCGAUCAGGAGGCAUCGAUACCUGUCAGGGAGAUAGCGGUGGACCACUAGCAUGCCAUCACCCUGGCACUGACAAGUACUACCUGAUAGGGAUCACCAGUUUCGGAGUUGGCUGUGGCCGACCAAAAUUUCCCGGGCUCUACGUCCGUUUGUCUCAGUACAGGGGAUGGAUAAAAUCUGCACUUCUGUUGAGUAACAGGGCUGCGAAUCGCCUGAGCAUUACCCUCACCAUCGCUCUGACUGCGACACGGGCGGUACUCGCGUAG
Molecule: messenger RNA, 951 nt
Organism: Gavia stellata (red-throated loon)
Lineage: Eukaryota; Metazoa; Chordata; Aves; Gaviiformes; Gaviidae
Gene: TMPRSS12
Product: transmembrane serine protease 12
Exons: 5
Coding region: 1-951 (316 amino acids)
Biological process (GO): proteolysis
Molecular function (GO): serine-type endopeptidase activity
Source: RefSeq, a predicted model, not a curated record